Messenger RNA from Chaetomium strumarium, 1311 nucleotides. RefSeq names its product hydrophobic surface binding protein A-domain-containing protein. The transcript is spliced from 2 exons. Lineage: Eukaryota; Fungi; Ascomycota; Sordariomycetes; Sordariales; Chaetomiaceae. The record is from RefSeq and is a predicted model, not a curated record. The coding region runs from base 270 to 1058 and encodes 262 amino acids. Gene Ontology annotation, cellular component: extracellular region.
CCGAGUCAAAUAGCAGCAGCUCCUGCCGCUGUGCACCUGUUGUCUAUCGACCAUGUAUAAACUGACGCUCGUGAGACUGACCGUCCGGGCAUCUACUAGCAUGCGUGGCUGCGGUACAGCAAGUUUUACAAUCCUUUUCUGAGCCAUCCAACCUUUUGAGCCAUCCAAACCGAAAGUCCGCUGGCAGGGGCAAACAACUGCUCGUUUACCACACUACUCUUUUUCCAAGCCUAAUAAGCUAAUUAGUAUCUCCUCGCGUUCAAGACACCAUGCAUCUGGUCCGAUUCGUCUUGCAGGCCACCUUGGCCUAUGGCGCUGUUGCCUUCCCAUCCACCUCCGAAAGGCGGGACUUGGGUACAAUCCAGAGCGCCAUCGGCACCGUCCAGAGCGCUCUGGAAAAGCUUAACACGGCGGUCAACGGCCUGACGGCCGACCCGCAGACAGCCGCGCCAAUCCUGACAGCCUCGCAGAACGCUCAGGCAGCGCUCCAAAAGGCCACGCAGGACAUCAGCGGCUCGGACGAGCUGGGGCUCAUCAGCGCGCUCCGGCUGCAGCAGAUGGCCAACGGCUUGACGUCGGCGGUGCAGACGGCCAUGGACAGCCUGGUGGCCAAGAAGCCCGUGCUCGACCAGCUGGGCGUGACCUCGGUGGCGGUCAUGUCGCUGCAGACGCAGCAGUCGGCCAGUGCCGCCUUCGGGGACGCCCUCGUCAGCAAGGUGCCCGCCAUCGGCCGGGGCCUCGCACGCCAGAGCAUCAACCAGGUGAACGAGAUCUUGGACAAGGGCAUUCAGGAUCUGCAGCGCGCGGGUGCUGGGGCGGAAGGUGGUGCCAGUACUGCUACUAGCGCUAUUACCACUAGUAGUGCUAGUGCGACUACAGUGGUGGGCUCUACCACGGCUGCAACUUCCGUCGCACCAUCAUUUGUCUCGGCUCCAAUAAACGAGAACGGGAGCGAGACAGAGACAGAGACGGAGACCGCAACCGCAACUAGCACCGUCGAUGCUCCCGAAGAGGGUGUCAGUUCUCUACCCCCGGCUGCCAGUGGCUUGGAGGUCUAAGGCAUGUGUCCAUGCGCUUUGCCAGGCCAUGACGGGGCAGAUAUGUGACACGGAGAGAGUGGACCGGUUUGUGAUGGGGGAGGUGCUCUUCCGCUGGGUUGUUGGACUGGGACGCCCCUGGUGGCUGUGAUCCCAUCACCGUCAAUUCGAUCUAUGUUUCGGUAGAUACUAGCACUGUACAAUACUAGUAGUACAUAUUUUGGAUUGAGGAUGUGUGAGGUUCAGGGUAUCCCUCUUUGUAUGAUAGUUCCAG